AUGGCUCGCCUCAUCAAGCAGCGUGACUUGGCCAACGCUACGCUUCAUGGACAUUCUAAGGAGGCAUUGAGUGGAUCUAUCCUCGAGGAAGCGCCUUUCCCGGAAGUAUUGGUUGCUAAGGCGUACAGCGCGGAUAGAAAGAAGCUUGAUCUUUUUGUCUAUAAUGGAAAAGAGACUGGAGUCUUUCAACUUGGGUUUGAGAGUUUGAUUCCUGGUCAGCAGUACUCUGUCAGCAGUGGAGGUUCAGUCGCAGCUAAUGGGGCCGGCAAGGCGUUCAUUGAUGCAGAGAUUAAUGGGAGAACUCAGAUCAUCCUGCAACCGAUCGAAUAG
Molecule: messenger RNA, 330 nt
Organism: Fusarium odoratissimum NRRL 54006
Lineage: Eukaryota; Fungi; Ascomycota; Sordariomycetes; Hypocreales; Nectriaceae
Exons: 1
Coding region: 1-330 (109 amino acids)
Source: RefSeq, a predicted model, not a curated record